AUUAGCUGAUUACGAAUCGGUUGAGAAAAGUGUUUUUUUUUUUAACUGGCAUUUAAUCCUCAAGAAUCCUCGAAUUUCAAUUAAAUGUUGUCAAGGACACUUCAGCUAUGUUUUCUGCUAGUUCAGGUUUUGAUGCCGCGGUUCCUCCGCGAGCAGACAACCUGCGAUUUCUGAAAGUAGAAAUUGCGCUCUCACUUAAUUAGGGCCGCAAAUGAUACGUAUCGCGUGUAGUGAUUGGUCCUUUUUACCCCUAGCCUGACCAAUAUGUGAAAAUAAGCCAAUCAGAAAUCGUUUCAGUGACAAAACCAUGACAAUGUUAAUGUUUACGUCGCUUGAGACCUGACAUUCUUUUGCAAGGGAGACGUUGUCGUUAACUGCAAUUUUUAGGCUGCUAUUGUACUUUUAUUGUUGGUUUGUGUACCGGUUGGGGGAUAUCCCCGAGGUUUAGGCAAAAUGAGUGAGUUUCGGAGGAAACGCAGCAGCAACGGAACGAAGCAACGGUUCGGGAACAGUGCUUCUGCAGCUGCCGACGACCUGCCAAGUUCCAACAGACAAGACCGACUGAAUUCAAAGCCGCCAUUCUCACCGUCUUCAUCCGCCGGGGGAAAGAUGCAGCACAACAAGCCAAAUGACAGGCAUGACCGGGACAGAAACAACUCUGGAAAGUCACCAGGUUCAGGACCUCUGACUCUGCGGGGAAAAACAUCCAGCUCGAAGGCCGCCUACACACGUUCUUUGAGUGAUGACAAAGUUCGUCGCAUCGUCAAUGAAGAAGGAAGACAAGCUCGUAACCUUGUCACUUGGAAUGUUCCUGUGGAUGACAGUGAUGAUAGUGAGAAUGAAGGUAAGCCUCCAGUACGCAGGAAGCCCAAAUCAAGAAGUAGUAGUACUCGCUCUUCACCGAGGACCACCACCCCUCGUAAGAAGACUGAUAGCCCACGAGUGAGCCCCAGAGACCAAGGCGAUUCCAUCCGCUUCAGCACUGUGAACCAGAAGGCUGAACGUAAGAAUUCUACUGCUUCCACAACGGCAACUAAGAAGGUAGACUUGAGGGCUCGGUACUGGGCGUUCCUGUUUGAUAAUCUCCAGAGAGCUGUAGAUGAGAUCUAUCAGACAUGUGAAGCUGAUGAGAGCAUCGUGGAAUGUAAGGAAGUCAUCAUGAUACUUAAGAGAGCUACACAUGACUUUGAAUCCCUCAUCAAACGUAUCAAUGUACAGACUGAGUUUGAGAAAUGCGACAUAGAGAACAGACCUACGUCAAUUGUGUGGGAGGUACGCAAGUCUUCGUCACCAGCCAAGCAUAGAACACCCAGCUGGCCCCCUGAUAGCAGGGCCCCCACGCCUCGCCGACCAAAUUCUCUAGCGUGGGAGAUCCGCAAAAUAUCCCCUGGAAGGGGCCUGGGGAGCAGUCCAACCCCCGGUGAAGGUAGAGACACUCCGAGUCCUGUCAGCCGAAGUCUUAAUUUCUCUGGGCAGGAUAAUACCAAAGUCAGGCAAAGCCCUGUGCCAUUGACUGAAACAAUAGCUAUUGCCAGCUGGGCUGACAGGGUGAAAGGUCGCACUGCAAAGCCAAUUGCUAGGUUUCCAGCAGAUAAGAAACCUGAUAACAAGCAAGUUAUUAAAGAAGUGUACAAGGAAAAUAUCAAGGCUGACGUGAAGCAGGAAAUAAAUGGACAGGUUUCCACAGCAGACGAUGAUGGAGAAGGUUGGGAGACUGUUCAGCGUAGCAAACCAGGCCGUUCCAGGCCAUCCUCAUUCAAGGGUAGGUCUCAUCACAGCAGCACCAGCAGCAGCCACUCUGUGAGGUCUCAGUCUGGCACAAAUCCCGCUUCUGACACCGUUAAAGCUCCAAUCAAGACGACAAGUAGUAAUCAGGGAGCCCCACGCAGCAGAACAGACAGUGAGAAGGAAAACACACCUGUAGAUAAUGUCAAUAUAAGCAGGGAGAAGUCAAACGUCAACCAAGGUGUCAAAGUUGAAAGGUCGGAAGUGGUUAAAGUAGAAAGUCAGGAGAAAGUGACGAAAACCACAACAGAAAAUCAGCUGCCCAAAGAAAAAUUGAAUAUUCAGGAUUUGGACCCUGCUAUUGUUGCCAUCUGCAUAGGAAAGGAGGAGAUUCUGCUGCCCUCGGGUGAUGAAGAAGAUCACAACAAAAAUUUGGAAAAAGAAGAUUUGGCGACAAAACUAGAUGAAGAUGUAGCUGCUGCCAUAGAUGAAGAGGAAUCGCUAACCUUUGAGAUUCAGAAAUGUCAGGAUGAAGCUUUGGCAUCAGCGAUUGCUGAGGAGGAGAAACUGACCAAGGAGAUAGAGGAAGAAGAGAGCAAAGAAAUCAUUGUGGAGACGGAUGAAGGAGAAAGUGACCUGGCUCUAAGCACGAACACGCUGAGUUCCUUAGACAGCUCUCAGCGUACCCUGGAUUGGAAUGACAUGCUGGCUGAAUAUGAAGAACGACAGCAUGACCAGUCCCCAGUCAGCUGGGGUGAAAUGGUAGAGAUGAAUGAUUUAGAGGGACGGUCACCGGGGUACGCUCUUCAUAUGCAUGAGAAACUCUCAUCUCCUUCCAGGAAAAGGACAAGAGCUGAAGCUCAGAAGCGCCAUGAGGAAAGACAAGCCAAAGCACAGAGGAAACGAGAAGUGCUCCAUGAGAGGAAGUCUGUUAAAUUGAAGAUGCUGCACGAAAAGAUUGAGGAAGUUAGAGAUUGGAAGGAUGAGCUACUGAUGAUGAAGAAGAAAGACAUGGAUGAGAAACAGCAACGAGCUGAACAGAAAAGACAGCUACAACUAGAAGCAGUCAGGAGGAAAGCACAAGAAGAAGAGCAGAAAGCUAAUGAGAUAGCAUUCAUCAACUGCUUGGAAGCUCAGAAUAAGAAACAUGAUAUUAUGGCACGUCAUAUGGGACAUGAAGCUCGUCUUCAAGACAUUGUGGAGGAGAGGCAAAGGAAAAAUGUGGAGAAAGCCGCCAAGGAAGAAGCUGUACAGGAGAGAAGAAAAGCUAUAGAGGAAGAUCGUAUGACUCGUCUUAAAGAAAUGCAGAAACAUCGUCAAGUGCAAGAAGAUAAGAUUAAUGUCUUAAGAGAGCAGCGGGAGAGGUCGAGGGAAUCUGCCGCUAAAGAGCGGGCGAGAGAGCGGGAGCAGAGACUGUCCGCAUUAAAUGCAGCCCAGCUAGCCAAAGAAGAAGAAAUACAGAAGAAGAUCCAACAAAAGCAUGAUGAGACUACUCGUCGUCAUAACCAACAGAUUGAGCAGAAACGAGAGAAAGCUAUUGAGCUUAGUAUGCUCAGACACUACCGAACUACUGAUGUGGCUCCAAAACACAAUCCAUAUGAGAAGAAGAAGAUGUGCUCACUUUGUGCUGUUAUGAUUCCAUCUGAGGUUUAUCUUUUGAGUCAUCUUAGAGGCAAGAAACACAAGGAGGCUGUCUUAGAGAAACAUCAAGGAAAGCACAUGAACGAUGAAGAAAUUGAGAGUUACUCGUUGAAACUUCUUGUGGAUGCAUCAUUGGAUCGUCCUGAUCCUCAAGAGAUGGCCGAGAAGGAGAGACAAAAAGGAUGUCGUAAGAGAGCGCGUAAACUACGCCAGAGGAUGGCAUCCAAGGGGAAAGAGUACGAAAACAACCUACCCUCCAAGACACCACAAGGGAAUGAGUCUCAUCUCAGAGCAAAGCUUCAGAAGUUGAUUAAAGAUCUCAACAAGUACUUGCAGUCUCAAGAUGCCAGUGGGCCAUGGGAGCAGAGCAAGGUGUCAGCAAUGGACAGAGCAUUAGGAGAGAUCAAUCGCAUCUUAGCUAAGAAGGAGCAAGCUGAUCAGAUAACCUUUAGAGCUUGUGGUGGUCUAUCUACACUUACUCGUAUCUUGAUGCUGGCUGAUUCUGGAAGUAACACUGUCUCUAAUAUCAUCCCUGCAAAGUCUGUGUGUUCUGCAGCCAAUGCUUUCCGACUUGGAUGUAAAGGCUGCUUUGAUAACUGUCAGUAUGCGCUGUACAGUGGCAAGGUUGCUCCUAUUGUGGAACUACUGGUACAUCAACUUGGGCUGAUUGAUCCACAGUCCUCUGAUCUGUCUACUGACCUUCCUAAGACCAUUCCAGACCCUAUCUCAAGUUGCUUAAUGCAGCUUCUAUCCACAGUCUUGUUCUGUCUGGUCAAGUAUCGGCCACAAAGCCCUUCUUCAGAUAGUCGGUCCAAUGCACAGAAGAAACAGACGGAUAUAUUUGAUCAAUGUGGUCAGGAUCUUAUCAGCUAUCUUGUGUGCUGUGGCGUUAUCGACAGUCUGACAUCGUUUUUCAACUGUGUGCGGGGAACCGUUGAUGAAAAUCCAUCUCUAGCAGAGUUUCUGCAGCAUAGUUUGGGACUGCUGGGAGCCAUGACAAAGUUUGUGUCCACGGCGUCGAACAGAUCCAGUAUAUUCACAGCUAAGAAAGAGGACCCUACCCAACUCCUAACCACCUUCAAAGCGACAGGUUUCAGUGGCAUUAUCUCCUUACUGUAUGGCAUCCUUCUUCAUGGUGGCAAUCCUCCCCGCGGUAGUACGGCGACACCUCCUGAGCUACCAGAACACACCCUGAAUGUGGUGAACGCUGGGAUUAAGAUGCUGAGUAAUAUUGCUGUGCUAGACCUAGAAAUGAUGCAGAGUGCCCUGGGAGCAGAAGGUAUCUCCCUGGAGUUCCGUCACAUAGCGACCUACCUAAUCUGGUACUGUAGUCACUUUGUUAGCUGCGAGGACUUGCUACAUGAGAUUAUACUCAUUGUUGGUUACUUCACUAUACUCAACACAGACAACCAGGUCCUCGUGCAGUCUGGUAACACACCUACACUCCUUCAACAACUGUGCGGUCUACCAUUCCAGUAUUUCAGUGAUCCUCGUCUCAUGGCCGUCUUGUUUCCUGCCCUCAUGGCGUGUUGCUAUAACAACCAGGAGAAUAAAAUCAUCUUAGAGCAAGAAAUGAGCUGCUCUCUUCUGUCAUGUUUUCUGGAGGAAAAGAUCCAAGAAAAGAAGAAAGUGAAGCAGACGACACCUACAACCUCCAAGAUAAGAGAGAAAGAAAGAGACAAGGACCUCCAAGCGCGGACAUCUUUUGAGCUUCGUUUCCCGGAGUCGUCUUGGGAUGAUGCAGUCAAGUUCUUCAGCGAAGCCUCUUGA
Asterias rubens (European starfish) is the source of this 5136-nucleotide messenger RNA. RefSeq names its product S phase cyclin A-associated protein in the endoplasmic reticulum-like. NCBI's taxonomy places the organism in Eukaryota, Metazoa, Echinodermata, Asteroidea, Forcipulatida, Asteriidae. Bases 454 to 5136 code for a protein of 1560 amino acids. Gene Ontology annotation, molecular function: nucleic acid binding; zinc ion binding. The record is from RefSeq and is a predicted model, not a curated record. The transcript is spliced from 29 exons.